AUAGCUUUAUUGAGGACCGUCGGUCGACCUGUGAGCGGACCCAUUUGUACUCGAACCAAGAACCGAAGUUGUAGUUGCAGCUGUUUUCGCGUCGGCGGUGUCUUGCCUGUGAUGCCUGCUGGCAUGUUCAGCAUCGACAGUAUCCUGGCUGGGAGACCCAGUUGCAAGGAAUCCGUGGUGCUGCACCGGAGUACCCCGCUCGUGUUCUCCGCGCUCGCCGACUCCAUGUACACGGCGGCAGACUUUAACGGACUCUACUCGCACUCCUCGGGGACUCCGGCCGCCAGCGUGCACGCGCUCGGCGGCACCAGGAUGGGCUAUAACAACUACUACUACGGGCAGCUGCACGUUCAGGGGCCGAGCGGGCCGGCGUGCUGCGGAGCAGUGUCAGCGCUGGGGUCACAGCAGUGUCCCUGCAUUCCCACAGGCUACGAGAGCGGCGGCUCCAUGCUCCUGUCCCCCUUGCCCCACCACAUGAUGUCCUACAUGAACAUGGGCUCCCUGUCAAGGACUGAGAUCCAGCUGCUCAACCAGCUGCACUGCCGGCGGAAGAGGAGGCACCGAACCAUCUUCACCGACGAGCAGCUGGAGGCCUUGGAGAACCUCUUCCAGGAGACCAAGUACCCCGACGUGGGCACGAGGGAGCAGCUCGCGCGCAGGGUGCACCUUCGCGAGGAGAAAGUGGAGGUCUGGUUCAAAAACAGAAGGGCAAAAUGGAGAAGACAGAAAAGAUCAUCUUCCGAAGAGUCAGAGAAUGUACAGAAAUGCCACAAAUCUUCUAAAACAACAGGAGCGAAAAAAGACGAAGGGAAAAGUGACGUGGAGUCAGAUAGCUGAUAUUUUCUUUUAAAAAAGAAAAGAUAAGAACAAAAAGCAACAGAAAAGAAAAAAGAGAAAGAAAAACGCUCAUGACGUGGAUACGUAUUUCUUGCACAAUUCAUAAACAAUGUGUACAUACUGUAAAUGGAUAAAUAAUGUGUGGAUUGAAGUACGUACUAAAAUUCGUUGCGAUGAUGUUGCACAGAUGUAUAGUAAAUAUGACUUUUAUUAUUGAUAUUUAUGUUUAAUUUAAGACUAUUGUAUCUCAAGCGCAUUACACGAGCCUCUUUCAAAAA
Messenger RNA from Scleropages formosus (Asian bonytongue), 1115 nucleotides. RefSeq names its product goosecoid (gene gsc). Gene Ontology annotation, biological process: regulation of transcription by RNA polymerase II. The transcript is spliced from 3 exons. The record is from RefSeq and is a predicted model, not a curated record. Gene Ontology annotation, molecular function: DNA-binding transcription factor activity, RNA polymerase II-specific; RNA polymerase II cis-regulatory region sequence-specific DNA binding. Gene Ontology annotation, cellular component: nucleus. Lineage: Eukaryota; Metazoa; Chordata; Actinopteri; Osteoglossiformes; Osteoglossidae. The coding region runs from base 112 to 837 and encodes 241 amino acids.